AUGUCCACGAAGAUAGCAAACAAACCUUUCCCUGGUAUCUCGUAUUUUACACCUGCUCAACAUCCUGCUGCAGGGACUGCACUCGAUCCUCAACCAGACGGGAAGCCCAUCCCAAAGUUAUUUCAGCCUCUUAAGAUCCGCGGGACCACAUUUCACAAUCGUAUAUUUCUAUCGCCCAUGUGUCAGUACUCAGCAGACGAUGGGCACUUGACGGCCUGGCAUCAAGCCCAUCUGGGUGGGAUAUUCACGCGUGGACCGGGUCUAACAAUCGUAGAAGCAACCGCUGUCCUACCCGAAGGUCGCAUCAGUCCUGAGGAUUCCGGCCUCUGGAAAGACAGCCAGAUUGAGCCUCUGCGGAAGAUUGUCGAAUUUGCGCACUCGCAGAACCAAAAAGUGGGCAUCCAAUUGGCUCACGCUGGCCGAAAAGCUACGACGGUUGCUCCAUGGCUCCGCCCUGGACGUAUCGCAACUGAGAGUGUAGGAGGGUGGCCGAACGACGUAUAUGGCCCUUCGGCGGUACCUUUUGACUCCGACUUCCCCAUCCCGAAGGAGCUUACUAAGGAGGGAAUCGAUGCCGUCGUUGUCGCCUUCGCUGCUGCAGCGAAACGGGCACUACGAACAGGUGCCGAUGUUAUUGAGAUCCAUAAUGCACAUGGAUAUCUGCUGUCCACCUUCUUGAAUGAAUACGGGGGUUCAUUCGAAAAUCGCAUCCGACUGACUCUUCGAGUUGUCGAUGCUGUCCGUGCGGUCAUCCCUGAAGAUAUGCCGCUCUUCUUGAGGGUAUCAGCAACUGACUGGCUUGAGGAAUCACUUCCCGACGAGCCAUCGUGGCGCGUAGAAGAUACGGUUAAACUUGCAGGAAUUUUGGCCGACCAUGGCGUAGACUUUCUAGAUGUCUCCAGCGGUGGAAAUCACUCAAAGCAGAAUGUUAAAAGUAUCGGAGCGUUUCAAGCGCCAUUUGCGCAUGCAGUCAAGCAGUCUGUGGGCGAUAAACUGGUCGUUGGAGCGGUUGGAGGCGUCACGGACGGUCAUAUUGCCCAGGGCAUAUUGGAUCAAGGGCAGGCAGAUGCCGUCCUUGUAGGACGACAGUUCCAGAGGAACUCAGCUAGUGUGUGGGCGUUCGCUAGUGAUCUUGAAGUAAGUAUUACAGUCGCUCAUCAGAUGAGAGUGGCAGCAGUUUCUGGGAAUGUGAUGAGGACAACGCAGAAGGCUUGA
Messenger RNA from Serpula lacrymans var. lacrymans S7.9, 1215 nucleotides. RefSeq lists its product as uncharacterized. The coding region runs from base 1 to 1215 and encodes 404 amino acids. The transcript has 6 exons. Gene Ontology annotation, molecular function: NADP binding; FMN binding; NADPH dehydrogenase activity. The record is from RefSeq and is a predicted model, not a curated record. NCBI's taxonomy places the organism in Eukaryota, Fungi, Basidiomycota, Agaricomycetes, Boletales, Serpulaceae. Gene Ontology annotation, cellular component: intracellular anatomical structure.